This is a messenger RNA of Alosa alosa (allis shad), 1626 nucleotides long. RefSeq lists its product as uncharacterized. The record is from RefSeq and is a predicted model, not a curated record. The coding region runs from base 199 to 981 and encodes 260 amino acids. The transcript is spliced from 8 exons. NCBI's taxonomy places the organism in Eukaryota, Metazoa, Chordata, Actinopteri, Clupeiformes, Clupeidae.
GACCACAGGCAAGUGUUUCCGCCACAACUACCCGUAUCUUGUAGGCUUAUUAUAGCGCAUAGGAUCGCAAAAGAUGCUCCUCUUCGAUUUAUGAUACAUGUAGGUUACUAUUAUUUAUCUUUGAAAUCAAUUAUUUUCUAUAGAAAUUGGUAUUUCCAAUGAAAUAACAAUAAUAGCUAUUAGUCCAUUCAUUUAGCAAUGGCAGUCUGUCUUACGGAGCCGCUUUGUAAGCCGUGUAUGUACCAUGUAAAAUUCAAAGUGGAAUUGCACGUGAAGAAAUCUCUGUUGCCCAUCCACCUGAGCUGCGAACAGGUGGGGCUGGAGAUGUUGUGCCUGUGCGGUCAGCUUGACCUCCUCAUCCGUGCUCAGGUUCACCAGUUUCAAGAGCAGCUUAAACGGAAUUCCAGCCCCAUGGAAUCAUAUGCUCUCCAAAGACAAGGAGCUGAGAUCAUAGAACAAAUGCAUCAGUGCCUUGAACACCUGCCCAAACCUGCACCAGAACUUGAAGACUACCUAGAUAUUGUGGGACUGUCUACUAUGUUUCCUCGAGUGGAGAUUUUUGUCAUACAUGGCAGCCCCGUAGACAUGCUGGAAAAGCCAGCUUUGGAUGGGUACUUCCCUCACAUUGGGAGACUUAACCAGCUCCUUGUCCUCUGCCAGCAACUUGAGGAUGAUGUUCAACAUCUAGGAAGUCACAAAUACAUUGCCCAUCAGCUAUCAGUCAUUUAUCAAGUUCUUAGUUCGUUGAAGGGCAUUUUGCCCCUCGCUGGUAUAAGGAAAGACAUUGAGGCUCACUUCAAAGAAAUUAAAAAGGCUCUGGUGCCUGAGGAAGGAUCCAAACUAGACCCUCAGCUGCCCUCUCACCACAUCAACUGGAUACUGGAAGUCACUCAGACUUUAGUAUCAACAGUGUCUUCACUUCCGGAGGAACUUACCGAGGACCUUAACCAAGUGAUGGCCUUUGUUUCAAAGCUGAAAUGAUGGCAAACAAUUGUGCUUUUCUCCUGAUAUUCCCAGCAAUUUAGAUCUUCACUUGUGUCUUAAUGAGAAAGUCAUUUUGAAUGUUGUAUAAAUGUUGGUAGAUCAGUGUGACUAUGAUAAGUGUGACAUAUGUCCAGGCUGUAGUUUUUGGACCAUUUACAAGAGGAUAAAUAAUACAGGCUUAUUUUGGGUAGACUAUUGGAAACAUUCUUUUUGAAGUGUACAGUGUAACCAUAAUUUUCUGUUAGUACACUGCACUACACAUCAAGUUGAUAUGCUGGAAGAGAACCUCUUAAAAAUUUGCCAAGGAUUUUUACCACUGCACAUGCACACUAUAGUAUUUUCUAUUUUCAAAAGUUGACCUUUAUUUGGUUGGCUUUUGUAUGGCAUUUGAUGCAUCCAUCUAUCUUAUGAAGUAAACAACAUAUGUAAUACAAAAGAUUCUGAAAAGUGCCCAUUAUUAUCACAAUAACUUGACAUCCCAGUGAUCCCACAACCUUCAUAUCAGUGCAUACACUAUUGUUUUGUUUUGCUGUUUGAUUUCAAAUGUCAUUGAAAUACACAAUUAAUGGCCACAUUACAUGAAAUGAAAGUCUAAAAUGUUUUGUCAAUUUGUCAUUAAAACAUAUGCAAUGACUAGUGUAA